Molecule: messenger RNA, 5068 nt
Organism: Gadus macrocephalus (Pacific cod)
Lineage: Eukaryota; Metazoa; Chordata; Actinopteri; Gadiformes; Gadidae
Product: dolichyl-diphosphooligosaccharide--protein glycosyltransferase subunit STT3B-like
Exons: 16
Coding region: 285-2699 (804 amino acids)
Biological process (GO): post-translational protein modification
Cellular component (GO): membrane
Molecular function (GO): dolichyl-diphosphooligosaccharide-protein glycotransferase activity
Source: RefSeq, a predicted model, not a curated record
CUAUUGUCCCGCCCAUCUCAUCACUCUCCACCGGCAUUCGGUCCGGCAGUGGGUUCAGCGUUUCGUUCUCAUUCAGUAUCUGGAGCAUGAGUCCGCAUUUGGGAUGUAACGCCUGGUUCUCGCAGUAGCAACUCGGGUUUACGUCGUGACUUAAUAUUGUUUAGACGGUUGUAAAAAUAAAUCGGACCUGAACUGAGGCGUUUGGCGGAGCGUAGUUGAAGCGAGGGAGCGCGUGGCAGAGGGUGAGCUCCGGAGAAUCCUGACACUGCACGCACCGAACAGAAAUGGCGGAGCACCACACAGCCGGCGAUGGCAAGCACAAAGUGUCCACGAAUGCCGGGGGCUUAGUCCACGGCAACAGCAGACCCAGCACCAUGGGCGGAGGAGGAGGUAAAGGAGGCCUAUCCGGUGGUCUGACACAGCCAGCGGGAUGGCAAUCUUUACUCUCGUUUACCAUCCUUUUCCUGGCCUGGGUGGCCGGAUUCAGCUCAAGACUUUUCGCAGUGAUCCGGUUCGAGAGCAUCAUCCACGAGUUUGAUCCAUGGUUUAACUACAGAUCAACACACCAUCUUGCAACCAAUGGCUUCUACGAGUUCCUCAACUGGUUUGAUGAGAGAGCAUGGUACCCGCUGGGCAGGAUCGUUGGGGGCACAGUGUACCCGGGCCUGAUGGUGACGGCGGGCCUCAUCCACUACGUCCUCAACCUGCUCCACAUCACGGUGCACAUCCGGGACGUGUGCGUGUUCCUGGCGCCCGUAUUCAGCGGCCUCACCGCCAUCUCCACCUACCUGCUGACCAAGGAGCUGUGGAGCCAGGGCGCCGGCCUGCUGGCCGCCUGCUUCAUCGCCAUCGUCCCCGGCUACAUCUCCCGCUCGGUGGCCGGCUCCUUCGACAACGAGGGCAUCGCCAUCUUCGCCCUGCAGUUCACCUACUACCUCUGGGUGAAAUCUGUUAAGACGGGCUCAGUGUUCUGGGCCAUCGGCUGCUGCCUCUCCUACUUCUACAUGGUCUCUGCAUGGGGAGGCUAUGUUUUCAUCAUCAACCUGAUUCCGCUGCACGUGUUUGUGCUGCUACUGAUGCAGCGCUACAGCCGAAGAGUCUACAUUGCUUACAGUACGUUCUACAUCAUUGGCCUGGUGCUGUCGAUGCAGAUCCCCUUUGUGGGCUUCCAGCCAAUCAGGACCAGCGAACACAUGGCCGCUGCAGGUGUGUUUGUGCUGCUGCAGGCCUAUGCCUUCCUGCAGUACCUGCGUGACCGGCUCACCAAGCAGGAGUUCCAGACCCUCUUCUUCUUGGGCGUGUCUCUGGCUGCGGGAGCAGUCUUCCUCACCGUCAUCUACCUCACCUACACAGGUCACAUCGCGCCGUGGAGCGGCCGCUUCUACUCUCUGUGGGACACUGGGUACGCCAAGAUCCACAUCCCCAUCAUCGCGUCGGUGUCGGAGCACCAGCCCACCACAUGGGUCUCCUUCUUCUUCGACCUCCACAUCCUGGUCUGCACCUUCCCCGCCGGCCUCUGGUUCUGCAUCAAGAACAUCAACGACGAGCGGGUGUUCGUGGCGCUGUACGCCAUCAGCGCCGUGUACUUUGCGGGCGUGAUGGUGCGUCUGAUGCUGACGCUGACCCCCGUGGUGUGCAUGCUGUCGGCGGUGGCCUUCUCCAGCGUGUUCGAGCACUACUUGGGCGACGACUCCAAGCGCGAGACCCCCCCAGCCGAGGACAGCGGCGACGAGGACGACCGCCGUAACCCCGGCAAUCUCUACGACAAGGCGGGCAAGGUGCGGAAGCAUGUGUCGGAGCAGGAGAAGGCGGAGGAGGGCCUGGGCCCCAACAUCAAGUCCAUCGUCACCAUGCUGAUGCUGAUGCUGCUGAUGAUGUUCGCGGUGCACUGCACCUGGGUCACCAGCAACGCUUACUCCAGCCCCAGCGUGGUGCUGGCCUCCUACAACAACGACGGGACGCGAAACAUCCUGGACGACUUCAGGGAGGCGUACUAUUGGCUGAGGCAGAACACUGACGAGCACGUGCGUGUGAUGUCGUGGUGGGACUACGGCUACCAGAUAGCGGGAAUGGCGAACCGCACCACGCUGGUGGACAACAACACCUGGAACAACAGCCACAUAGCGCUGGUCGGCAAAGCCAUGUCGUCCAAUGAGAGCGCGGCCUACCAGAUCAUGAGGUCCCUGGACGUGGACUACGUGCUGAUCAUCUUCGGCGGUGUGAUUGGCUACUCGGGCGAUGACAUCAAUAAGUUCCUUUGGAUGGUGCGGAUAGCAGAGGGGGAACACCCCAGGGACAUCAGGGAGAGUGACUACUUCACCCCUCAGGGGGAGUUCAGGGUGGACAAGGCCGGCUCCCCCACGCUGCUCAACUGCCUGAUGUACAAGAUGUCCUACUACCGCUUCGGAGAGAUGCAGCUGGACUUCCGGACGCCGCCGGGCUUCGACCGCACGCGCAACGCCGAGAUCGGCAACAAGGACAUCAAGUUCAAGCACCUGGAGGAGGCGUUCACGUCGGAGCACUGGCUGGUGCGUAUCUACAAGGUGAAGAAGCUGGAGAACCGCCAGCCGCUGGAGCGCAAGCUGCGAAGCGUCCUGCCCAAGCCCAAGUACACCUCCAAAAAGACGUCCAAGAGAAAGCGAGGACACAUCAGGAACAAGCUGACUCUGAAGAAAGGCAAGAAACAAACGCGGAAAUAAUGAGGACCAGAGAACCCCCCCCCCCCCCCCCUCCCAACACACACAAAUACACACACAUGCUCACAAACACACACUUACACACACACUUACGCAAACACUCACUCGCAACUGUCCAAGAACCUCUCAAAGAAAAACUUGUACGACUUAUGAAGAAUCAUCUCUUAAACCAAGCCCCCGUUGUCUGGAGGGGGGGCCCCAGCUCCCGGACGGUGGUACCCCUUACCGGGGGUCCCCGCCCCCCACCACGGGCCCGGGGAAGCUCCUAGUGUCCCAUCUCUGACCAGCUCCAGACGCAUCAUCCAUUUUAUCCUGAGGAUAUCUUGCUUUCAAACCCUCUUUUUUUUUCGUUCCUUUUCUUUUUCUGUGCAAUUUUCUUUUUUUUGUGCUUGAAUGUGGCGAAACACUGCUGGGUUCAGCGUCUCAAUCGACUCUGUUUUUGUUUUGGUGGUAUUUCUUUUUAAUUGCGUACUAUUAACUGCUCGUUAGGUCCGGGCUGUUCAUCUAAUGGGACGGGGUGGGUGGAUGGACAUGGAGAUGACUAAUACUGUGGAGGCCGGGAGGAUUUUUGCACCAAAGACCCAGCAGGGACUCUGCAACGUGGCCCCCCCAAGGCCGCUCGAGAGGGUCCGACCGGUGAGAGACUACUUCCUGAAAAAAGGUGUGUACGGAGGUCUCGUAAGAGGAGUGCCGGCGUUUAGACGCGUCCCGUAUGUGAUAACUUAUUUUGAGUCAUCUCCUCCAUUCCAAACGAUUCGCUAAUAAAAAACAAGAAUGGCUUGAUGUGUGUAUAUAUGUGGAAAAAAAAUUCUGAAAGGGUUCUAAUAUAUUGGAUUAUUGUGGUGGUUUUUCUUUGUUUUAAUAUGGAGAUUCUGUUUGUUUCUUUGUUGGUGUCUAUGGGCGGUGUGGCAGCAAAUCAAUCCGUGAAUGCAAUAAAUUCCUAAUGAAUAAAGUCUAAUGGAGGAAGUUGAGGUUUUGUUAUAAGAAUGAAUGUGAAUUUUUACUAAGACUUAUUCACCCAAUGCUUCGAUUGUACAUGCUGCUGCUAGAGUUUUAAAGAAGGGGUAGUUCUAAUAAAUGAUGAGUCCUCCUAUCCACCAGAGGGAGCUCUGAGUAAGCCUAGUGCCUCAUUGCUGGUAUCCACUUGAGUGUUUCUUUGGCUUGUAACGUGUUCACUCGUAUUACAUAUAGUUUGACAGUGGGAGGAUUUGGCAAUGACUGCCAAUGAUGGAAUUGAAGGGGGUUGGGGGGGGGGUAUGCCCUCUUUAAGAACCCUAAAGAGGGCAAGAGACCAACGCUAAUCGAAGUCUAGUGAGCCAGUGUGAAUGGAAAGGCCAGCAUUACAUUUGAAUAUGUUUUGUCUGACCAUGUCCCCUAUAUUUUGUUUUAUCUCCUAUGGGCACUGCACUGUUCCUGGCUCAGGUCCAUAUAGGCUUGUCCUGUUGUUGUGGGGGUUCUUGGGCCCACUGUUGGAAUGUGUUGUUAAACUAAAUGGCUCAUCACAUGACUAUAAAGGGCUUUAUAUGGUUCCACGUUCCCGCAACGCAAUGACCACGCAGACGCCUCGACGCAGUCGUGAGCGUUUAUGGGUCUGCGUCGGGUUUAAGUGAGCGGACCAAUCACAGCCCUUGCUGCUGCGGCGCCUCGACGGAAGGUUACGAUUUUUGCGAGGCACACGUCCGGCCCUUGGGGUGGACGCAACGAGGGUACGCAAGCGCGUAAGGGGUCCGUAACCCCCUUGCGUAGCGGGAACGUGGAACAAUAAAAAGUCCUUAACACAUUAUGGAGUUGCACUUCCUCCUCACACCUAGUGCAUCUUUUUCAAGCGGUUAUUUUCUUUUCUGUUCUUCAUUUUGGCCAUGUUCUCUGAGGUAGUCUCACAAAACAGAUGUUGGACUUAUAUCUAAAAUGGCUACAUUUGCACUGAUUCGGUUUCUUUGGUAGGUCACUAGAAGUUCAGCUAUACUAUAGUAUACUGGUAUCCCAAAUUACCGCCAAGGCAACAGGGGACCGUAGCUAAAGAGUUGUGAGUGCAGAAAGUGUCAUUGUUUUCCAUAAAAGCAUAUCAGUUCCUUCCGAGUUGAGAUGAAGCCUUAAUGUUAUUUAUAUUGUAAAAAAAAAUAAAUGAAAUAAAAAACAUUCUUAAUUAUUUUAAAAACUUUUUGUUUUUAAUUUCUUUUUUUACUUUUUUGAUGUUUAGUGCUUUAUUGUGUUAAGUCUUCAGCGCCACUGGAUUCACUAUUUUUGAUGCAUUGCCCUAAAAAAAACAUUCUUUCCUCUUGCUCAACCUCAAGGUUUACAUUUUUACAUUGUUUUGUUUGCUCAUGUUGAAAUGUAGACCAGAUUAAAACAACUAUUCAAGUUUGCAAAAA